This is a messenger RNA of Paramecium octaurelia, 1497 nucleotides long. The record is from the annotation of a GenBank genome assembly. Lineage: Eukaryota; Ciliophora; Oligohymenophorea; Peniculida; Parameciidae.
UAAAUAGCUAUCUUUUGUCAAAUCCUAAAUAAUAUCAACACAAAAUAUCCUUGUUAUUGUCAAGAUUGAGAUUGUUUGAGAAUGGCUUUUGUACAGUAAUUAAUUCUUAAAGAAUAAUAAUUAAAAAUAAAAAAAUAAAAAAUGGCUUAAACUCAUUAAUUGAAGAACAUCUAUGAAGAAAUCCCGAAGGAAUAAAAGCUAGAUAAAACUACACAACUAUUUGAUGAGAAAGAUAAAUUGAUUCGUGGCUGUUAGAAACAAUUAAGAUUUAAUAGUAAGGAGAUACUAAUUAUUAACUAUUCUGAUUCUAUAUAAUCAGAGAUUUUGGAUAAUAGUUCUAGAUAUUAUGUACAGAUUCAUAUUACACAAAAUCGUAGUAAUUAUGUUAUGACAACUCAGUUUAAAUUAAGUAAUAGAAUUAGAAAAUAAUUCAAAUAAUUGAGAAAUUAUCUAUUAAACAAUGAAGAUUAAAAUACUUAAUUUUUCUUAAGAAAUGAUAAUUUGUAUAUUUAAUACAAAUAAAUAAAAUGGGGAGUAUCUGAAAAUUAUAUUUAUUCUAACGAAUUUUAAAAAGAAAUACGAGCAUUUAUUUCUAGAAUUGACCUUCAAAAAAUAAAGUAUAGACUAUUCUAAGGAGAAGCGAAAUUAAAUAGGGAUUAAGAUUGGAUAAAAAAUGAAUUACAUAAAAUGGAAUUUUAAAGUCCGAUGAUGUUUAGGAAUUUCAAUGCUUUGGACCAAAAAUACAAAUAAUGCUAGCCCUUUAUAUUUAUUAAUGUAUUAAAGGAGGAGUAGGAUAAUUAAAUUCUAUUUUAAAUUUUCUAUGAGAAUAAUUUAUAUAAGAGGAAAUACAAUAAGAAAUUUACAUUUGAAUUGAAUUAAGAAUCAAUGCACUCUUUUAGUCAAUUAUAACAAUAAAUUAACGGAUUUCUUUUUUAAUUAUCGCCUAAAUAAUAAAAAAUAUUGAAGAAAAUAUUUAUUCAAUUGGGAUUUGAUAUUAAAAAGAAAAUUUGCUAUUAAUUUGAUUAAAAAACAGAGGAUUUAAAUAAGAAGAUUUAAGGAGAGGAAUUUUAGAAUCUUUCUAUUAAAAAGUAAAAGAAAUUAAUCGAGAGUGUCUGCAUAAUUUAUUGUCUUUAAGAACAUUCUGUUCUCAACCAGAAUUAUUUCAAUGAAAAUGUUUUUUAAGUUGAUAGUAAAGGCAAACUUAAAAUUAAUUUCCUCUAAUCAAAUGAGCUAAUUAAGUUGAAAAAAGAUUAGUAGAAUUAAAUUUUUUAGAAAUGCAUACAAAAUAAACUUCAUCAUUUAAUAGAAUUAAUUAGCUUUGUAGUAUAAAUCAAUCAAAACAAAUAAUUGUCUGAAACAGAUAGUGAGAAUUUAGUUAAGCUCAAUCAAAUAGUUUAAUAUAGUUCAUUCACAGAAAAGUUAUAAAUUUCUUAGGUAUUAUUUGUGCUGGACUAAAUAACAUUUUGCUAGAAGAAAAAUUAACAAAGUAGCUAUUGA